Parus major (Great Tit) is the source of this 1888-nucleotide messenger RNA. RefSeq names its product DnaJ heat shock protein family (Hsp40) member C25 (gene DNAJC25). The record is from RefSeq and is a predicted model, not a curated record. Gene Ontology annotation, biological process: protein folding. Lineage: Eukaryota; Metazoa; Chordata; Aves; Passeriformes; Paridae. The transcript is spliced from 4 exons. The coding region runs from base 5 to 1060 and encodes 351 amino acids. Gene Ontology annotation, cellular component: endoplasmic reticulum membrane.
UGAAAUGGCGGCGGCGGUGGUGCGGUGUCCGGGCGGGCGGUGGGCGCUGUGCCUGUGCCUGUGCGCGGCGCUGCUGCCGCGGCCGGCGAGGGGCCUCACCGACCGCCUCUACUGCGGCCGCCGAGUCUGCUACGAGGUGCUGGGCGUCAGCCGGCAGGCCAGCAAGACGGAGAUCGCCCGCGCCUACCGGCAGCUCGCCCGGCAGUACCACCCCGACCGCUACCGCGGGGAGCCCGCGGGCGGCGAGGGCGGCGGGGCGCAGGCGGCCCACGAGAAGUUCCUGCUCAUCGCCGCCGCCUACGAGACCCUCAAGGAUGAAGAAACACGUAAAGACUAUGACUACAUGCUGGAUCAUCCUGAGGAGUAUUACAGGCAUUAUUACCACUACUACAGCAGGAGACUGGCUCCUAAAGUAGAUGUCACAAUCGUGAUCCUAGUUACAGUGUGUGCCAUCUCUGUGUUUCAGUUCUUCAGCUGGUGGAGUAGUUACAAUGAAGCUAUCAACUACUUAGCAUCUGUGCCAAAAUACCGUAUACAAGCUACUGAGAUUGCCAGGCAACAAGGUUUACUCAACAAGACUAAAGAAAAAGGCAAGAACAGACGGUCUAAAGAAGAAAUUCGUGAAGAGGAGGAAGAAAUUAUCAAAGACAUUAUUAAAAAUAAAAUAGAUAUAAAGGGUGGUUAUCAGAAGCCCAAGAUAUAUGAUAUCCUUUUAUUUCAGAUCCUUCUUGCUCCUUUUUACUGGUGCAAGUACAUAGUUUGGUACUGUUGGUGGAUUUAUUGUUUCACUAUUAAAGGGCAAGAGUAUGGUGUGGAAGAGAAGUUGUAUAUCAUACGAAGGUACAUGAAAAUGUCUCAGUCUCAGUUUGACAGCCUGGAAGAUCAUCAAAAGGAGACCUUUCUUGAACGGCAGCUAUGGAUACGAGAAAACUAUGAGGUGUAUAAACGAGAACAAGAGGAGGAGCUAAAGAAGAAGAUGGCCAUGGAUCCCCGAUGGAAGAGAUACCGGCGGUGGAUGAAAAAUGAAGGACCUGGAAGACUGACUUUUAUUGAUGAUUGAAAGUUGCUGAAUGAAAUGUGUGUUGCUGAAAGUGAUUUGCAAAACUUUUCAUUACAUCAUUCAGAGUUUUGUCUGCUGUGGCUUAGCAGUGAUCUAAAACUCAGGAACUACUACAUCAGGCCGAAGCAUAAUACAGGUUUACCAUUUUUAUAAAUCAGACCUAUUAAACAGGCUCAGCCUAAUGUAUAUAUACCAUUUACUUGGGGAUAUCAGUGUGGAAUUCAUUAUUCCAAGCAAUGUAUUUUUGCUAGAUACUUCAUCAUCAAUGAAACCAUAACUCUAGUCUUUCUGAAGAUGUUAGUUCAAACCUUGACAAGUUCCAGUUUUCCUCUUUAAAUUGAAGGGUUCUUCAGUGGAAACUGAAAAUGCUUGUAAAGGAUUCCGAAGCAAGGACCAUUUUCAGUUUUCCUCUCUUUCCCACUACUAUUCAAUCUAAUUUCUAAGAUGCCAAAUUGUUUUGGUUUUUUUUUUCCAUGUAAACAAUAUGGGGAUUAUACAAGACUACUGCUACUCCUGCUUCACUUGGAAAUGGAUUUUAUUCUUUGUGGGAAUAAAUGAUGCAUGAUUGAUCAUCAUUGUGAUGCAAACAAGCCUUAAUUCUUUGUUCUACAGAGUAAUUCAUGAAGCAGUAUGCUUGGAUAUUUUGUGGUUUUUCAUCUUGUACAUUGGAUUAUACCUGCUUUUUCAGAACAAGUAUACUAGUGAAUAUUAGUCUAUUAAAUGUGACGUUUCUUUCACUAAAGUAUUGGUUAAAGGGAAAAAUGACCCUUUUGUUUAAAAGGGCAAUUUUGAUGCCUUAUGUAAAUAAAAUUUUAUAUAUACAGACAA